Molecule: messenger RNA, 1877 nt
Organism: Sarcophilus harrisii (Tasmanian devil)
Lineage: Eukaryota; Metazoa; Chordata; Mammalia; Dasyuromorphia; Dasyuridae
Gene: SLC25A16
Product: solute carrier family 25 member 16
Exons: 11
Coding region: 1105-1809 (234 amino acids)
Biological process (GO): transmembrane transport
Cellular component (GO): mitochondrial inner membrane
Source: RefSeq, a predicted model, not a curated record
ACACCUAGGUCCUUUUCCAGUUUGUUUAUCUAUUUUGGCAUGCAGACUGAGUAGCAGUAUUGCUAGGUCCAAGGAUAUGCAUGAUUUUAUAGUCCUUUGGCAGUAGUUCCUAAUUGCUUUCCAGAAUGGUUGGAUCAGUUCAAAAUUCCACCAACACUUCAUUGUGUAGAAUUAUAUGGAUCUAAGAUAGUGUUUUUAUUGGUGCUUCUUAUUGAAUUUUCCUUGCUCAUUAUUCUAGUGAUAUGUUGUAAUGGUCAUGUUUUGACAAUGUUGAGACAGUUGAGACAGAAAGAAUACAGGACUACCAAUUAGGAGUUUAAUCUUGACUUUGGUACUAAAUUGUUUUUGUAAACUAAGGCAUACUAAGUAAGUCUCAUUGUAAAGAGCCUAGAAUAAAUGAUUAUCAGUGUUUAGCUCGAACAUACUAUGUCUGGUUCUCUGUAUCUGGGAACUUAAAACAAAAUUGUCCCCUGCUCCAUGACUGGGUCUCUUCCUUGAGUUCAAAUAUUUGAGUGUGGUUUCUUCCUAGAGAAGCAUUGUAGGUCAGUGCAAAGGCAUUGGAUUUGAAAUAAGGAAGUAGUGAUCAUCUUGGAGUAUCAUGUAAAUGGUCAUUUAAAACUUGCACAACAACCUAGUGUAAACUAUUGAAAAAGAUACUAAUAUCAUGCUCUGUAUUUUAGGUACAAGGCUUCCAGAAACAAUUUAAUUUAACAUUAAUCUGAUAAGUCAUUUCUGCCUUCAGAUUGACCCAUGCCCUCCAACAUGGACAAUUUGAGAUGAACAAACUGAGGCAUCAUUAUUUGCUCAUGGACACACAUUUUUAAGGAGGGAUCAUGGCCUAGUCAAAAAGCAAUCAACCUCGACGAUUCUGAAGCUUUGGGUUUGCUGGGCUCUGUUACACAUUUACCAUGGCAAAGAUCCUGACUCCCCUGAGACUGAGGGGUUGCUGGAUGUUGUGCCAAAACCACCAUCGCACCUUUGGAUCGAGUGAAGAUAUUAUUACAGGCACAUAAUCACCAUUACAAACAUUUAGGAGUGUUUUCUGCUUUGUGUGCUGUCCCCAAAAAGGAAGGUUAUCUUGGGUUGUAUAAAGGAAAUGGAGCAAUGAUGAUUAGAAUCUUUCCAUAUGGUGCAAUUCAGUUUAUGUCCUUUGACCAUUAUAAAAAGCUAAUUACCACGAAACUUGGGAUUUCUGGACAUAUACACCGGCUAAUGGCUGGUUCCAUGGCAGGUAUGACAGCAGUCAUCUGUACUUACCCACUUGACAUGGUUAGAGUUCGCCUGGCAUUCCAGGUGAAAGGAGAACACACAUACACAGGAAUUGUUCAUGCAUUCAAAACAAUUUAUGCAAAGGAAGGUGGCUUUCGUGGGUUUUACAGAGGACUGAUGCCUACUAUUGUAGGAAUGGCUCCCUAUGCAGGGGUUUCAUUUUUUACUUUUGGUACCUUAAAGAGUGUUGGUCUCUCCAGUGCUCCUACUUUACUUGGAAGACCUUCAUCAGACAACCCUAAUGUCUUAGUUUUGAAAACGCAUAUAAACCUGCUUUGUGGUGGUAUUGCUGGAGCAAUAGCACAGACUAUAUCUUAUCCACUUGAUGUAACUCGUCGUAGAAUGCAAUUAGGGACUGUUCUCCCAGAUUCUGAAAAGUGCCUUACAAUGUUGAAGACACUGAAGUAUGUCUAUGGACACCACGGGAUUCGAAGAGGGCUCUAUCGGGGCCUAUCCCUUAACUACAUUCGCUGUGUUCCCUCCCAAGCCGUGGCGUUCACAACCUAUGAGCUCAUGAAGCAAUUUUUGCACCUCAACUGAAGUCGUGUUUUUCCUUAAGAAACUAUCCAGGCAAACACAUGUAUAUCUAUUAUAUAAAUAUAUAUAUA